GGCGCAUGCGCAUCGCUCAGCUAACCAUUUGACGACGUGUACCCGGUGUGUACAAGUAUUCAGGCAUAUCACCUCUGCUAGGUAACAAACAGCCAUUUGAACAUAAAAAGCCUUAAAAGAGCAUAACAUGGGAGGCGCGCAGAGUGUGGAGAUACCGGGAGGAGGCUCCGAGGGAUACCACGUCCUCAGGGUUCAAGAGAACUCGCCUGGACACCGCGCCGGACUGGAGCCUUUCUUUGACUUCAUCGUCUCCAUCAACGACACCAGACUGAACAAGGACAAUGAUACCUUGAAAGACCUUCUGAAAGCCAGUGUGGAGAAACCAGUUAAGAUGCUGGUUUACUCUUCGAAGACUCUGGAGCUGCGGGAGUCUACAGUCACCCCCAGCAACCUGUGGGGGGGCCAGGGCUUGCUUGGUGUCUCCAUUAGAUUCUGCAGCUUUGAGGGAGCCAAUGAAAACGUUUGGCAUGUGCUGGAUGUAGAGCCUAACUCCCCGGCGGCCCUCGCCGGCUUGCGGCCGCACACUGACUACAUCAUUGGAGCCGACACUGUUAUGAACGAGUCAGAGGACUUGUUCUCGCUGAUAGAAAGCCAUGAGGGGAAAGGCCUGAAGCUCUACGUGUACAACACGGACACCGAUAACUGCAGAGAGGUCAUCAUCACACCGAACAGUGCCUGGGGAGGAGAGGGCAGCCUUGGUUGUGGGAUCGGCUACGGUUACCUGCACAGAAUUCCUACAAGGCCUUUUGAGGAGGGGAAGAAGAUCAGCUUUCCUGGAAACCCCCCCAGUGAGCCCCUCAGUCCGCUGAAGGACGGAUUCACUGAGGUGCAGCUCUCAGCAGUGACCCCCCCUCCUGCCCCCACAGGCCUUGGAGAUUCACUGUCUGGCCUGUCAAUCAGCACGGCCCCGCCCACCAUGCCCCGGGAGCUGCAGACAGGGUUGCCUACAGUGCCUCUGCUCCCCACCCUCAGCCCACUCACUCCACUGAAUCCCGCCGCCAUCGGCUUCAACCCCGCCUCCGGCUUCAACCCUGCUUCCACGCUACCAGGUCUGAUGCCCCUCCCAGCUGGCUUACCUCCGCUCCCUCACCUGCCCAACCUCAACCUGACACUGCCAGACCUCAGUGCCAUGACCCUAGCAGGCACCUUACCAGUAGGAACCGUCCCCUCUCUGGCUUCGCUCCCUUCCUUCAACUUCCCCGGCCUGGCCCCCUUACCCCCUCUCCUCCCCCAGGCGAUGCUCCCCCUCCUGCCCCCCCAUCCCACAGCCUCCGUCACAGUCACGGCAGCGCCCGCCCCCGAGCCUGCCGCCGUCCCCACGGAAACAGCCUCCUCGAACACCACGGAAUCAGCGCCUCCGACGGAAACAACGCUAACCUCAUAACCUGGGAGAGAAACAUCCCGCUUGCCAUCAAACCAAAACACACACCCGGUUUCUCUCCCUCCCCUUUCUCUGUAUUUUUCUAUUUAUUUGGCCAAGAGGGACACGCACAGGUGGGCACCCUCCAGGUUUGGGUGAGGAAGCGAUGAAGGAUGAGUGGAUAUGAAGAAUGGAGGACGGCUGUGGACCGACAUGUCUUUAUGACCAGAUCGUCACGGAGCUCGUCCACGCCCCAGAGGAGGACUCUCACACACAACAAGGACUUCCCCCUUUCUGAUCUGGCAAGCCGCUCUGUUUCACUCUUGUUUUUUUUUAUAUAUAAACAGUGUAUGUUAACGGGACUGGACGAUAGAUUUACUGUAUCUACAUUAUAAAUUAACCUGCCACACUUAAAUGAAACUGGACUAAAGUGGGUCAACAGGAGAAACGCACUGCUGUAUGAAAACAGGUAAACCAUUACUUUUUUGAUCUCAUCAUCCAGCCCUGACAUGUAACCUUUUAUUAGUGAAUAGGACCCCUGACCAAUAGAUCGAUUUGAUUGACAUGUAUACAUUUCUGUUGGAAAUUGCUGUAUGAGUGUCUCCACCCAAUGAAUGAAUCUGCAUUAUUUUGCACCACCUUUGUGUUCUGAAAUGAUUAGUCUGUCCCUUUGUAUGUAUAACCAGAACUCUAUAGGUUCCAUUUUGACCACACCGGGAGGUAACAGCUUAAAGGCUGUGCCAGAGGGCGGGGCAGGGGUGUACACUUAUAAAGCAUGCUGCAUUUUGUGUGUGAUCAGUAGGGAGGGUGGGACAUGAGGUGUUUAUUUUGCAGUACUGUACGUCUCCUCCUGACAUGGCUGAACUGAUAGGCAGGUGCAGUGAUGCAGUACGACCACCAGGUGUCACUGUAACAGCUUACUGAAAACAUCCACACUGUACAGCGCGAGCAAUAAAGCCAAAUUAAUUUUACAUGAUGCUUCCUGUGUCUUUAUACAGUGAGGGUUUCUUUUGCAUACUCUGUAACAAAUAAACAAACCAAAAACACAAAA
Messenger RNA from Gymnodraco acuticeps, 2411 nucleotides. Its product is annotated as Golgi reassembly-stacking protein 2-like. The coding region runs from base 128 to 1384 and encodes 418 amino acids. The record is from RefSeq and is a predicted model, not a curated record. The transcript has 10 exons. Lineage: Eukaryota; Metazoa; Chordata; Actinopteri; Perciformes; Bathydraconidae. Gene Ontology annotation, molecular function: protein binding. Gene Ontology annotation, cellular component: Golgi apparatus. Gene Ontology annotation, biological process: Golgi organization.